Messenger RNA from Petromyzon marinus (sea lamprey), 3078 nucleotides. RefSeq lists its product as uncharacterized. Gene Ontology annotation, biological process: regulation of mitotic cytokinesis; mitotic cytokinesis; mitotic spindle assembly. The record is from RefSeq and is a predicted model, not a curated record. Gene Ontology annotation, cellular component: astral microtubule. NCBI's taxonomy places the organism in Eukaryota, Metazoa, Chordata, Hyperoartia, Petromyzontiformes, Petromyzontidae. Gene Ontology annotation, molecular function: microtubule binding.
ACCUUUUAUUUUAUCUUAAUUCAUUUAAAUGUUUUGUUUUGUGCUAUAUUUUACGUAGACUUCUGCCGGUAAUGGAAAUAGUGGUGUUAUGUGCUUUUUUCCCUCUAAAUAGCACAUAUAGUGUCUAAUAUAAUGUUUCCACAGUUAUCGCAUGCCGUGAUGGUGGAUGUGGUGAUUCUCAGAGACUGAACUUGUCUGAGCAUGCCCCCACUUCUGCAGUGUUCUACUUCCUAACACAGCACAGCACACUUUCUGUGUCGCUUGCCACAGCAUGCAGUAUUUUAGCUCUAAAAUAAGAGGCAAUUUUAGAUAUAUAACAAGGUACAAGGAGUAAUAUGAAAAAAAGUCUAAAAGUGAUAUUGUGAACCCUGUAAGUUUAUCGCAUAUCAAUUGUCUUCAUUAUUUCACCUAUUCUUUUUACCAAAGGUCAUCAAGGAAAUUAGGAUAAUGGCCAUCAUAAGUAUUCAUGAGCACUUUUUUAUAUGUAGUAUACUAUUUUGAAGCAUUUAAUGAUUGAAAAUGGUCUAGAAUAAUUAUGGAAAUGCAGCCAAAGGAUGGAACGUGCCCGAGAGGAUUUUUGCCACAGUUUGUGUGAAGAAGCUAGAUGGAUUGUUGCAUCUCAAGACUGCUUGGAGGAGGCCUUCAUCCAGUCGUGGAUAGAUCAUGGCUGCAAAUGUUACCUUUUGAAUUGCUGGCGAUGUUUGACAAAACGAUAAAAAGGAAAGGACGUGCAUCCAGAAGGAUUAACAAACGUGACAAGCUUUCGAGUUUUGCAUUUAACUUUGAGCUGUCGGAUGACGAAGAGGACAAAGAAAAGGAAAAAAAAGUUGCGGAAGGAAAACGAUCAUCUUUCCUGAAACGGGAUCGAAAGGUCGAGGAGCAUGUGGAUGAUCAAGUUGACUCCGUGAUGGAACCACGUGUCACUUCCCAAGGGCAGGUGGAAGACAGCAAGUUAACGAACAGGGAGGGCCAUCACAGACCCAGGUCGCAUGACAGACAAGUCUCAUUUGCAACCUCUCCUUCUUUAACAGGCAAUGAAGGCAGCUCAACGCCAGUACCUAUGCCACGUAAGAGGGCAUCCACAGGUCGGAGCUCAGCGGAAGGGUAUUCGGAUGACUUCUCUUCAGAAAUUACCAAAAGUAGCCGUUCUCCUUCUCCAGCUCGGACUCUGUCAUCAACCUCAAGGGUGUCUGCCUCGACAGAACGUCGAUCAUUGUCUCCAUCAGAAACACCUGCACCGACUCCAGCAUCGCGCCAUUCUGCUCGGCAGGACAUGCGACGAGAAAUCUCCGGGGAUAUUUCACUUCGACCACCUUCUCCUGACCCCAAACCAACCGACAAUGGAGCAUUACCAUCUGGCAGGGACUCAAAGACACUUACUGACGGACCUCAAUCAAUGGGCAGACGAGCCUCAUCAGAGUCUCUGGUCACAUUCAUUCCAGAGGAGCCCGUGAAAUAUGGCCAACCCCCUUACAAGCCAGAAUCACACCGGUCCACCGCAAAAAACUCUACAAUUGACCAACAGUCAACAGAAGGUCAUCUUUUUGACAACACACUGGCAGAAAUCUCCCAAGAGAACUACAGUGGCGGAAAGGGCACUGGAGGUGGAAUGGACUCAGAGACGAUUGAUGACCAGUUGGAAAAAAUGUCACACACAAGCCAAACAGCAAGUUCUCUGAACCGCACGUAUGUGAAGUCCCAGAGAGGACGAAGCCCUCGACCAAUCUCUGCACAGUCGCGUUACUUGGGCACACUCAAGGUGCUUGAUUCCAGGUCGCAGCUGAACGUCAGUUUGAGCCCUGAAUGUCCCGAUACCAUCCGUGCAUCUAUCUAUCAGGAGUGGUUAAAGAGAAAGACUGCAUCAAUAAAGGAGCAAAAAGAAAUUCAAGAACGAUUCAGAAGGGAGAAAGAGAUAAAAGAACAGAAAGAAAAGAAGGACAAGAAGAUGGAAGUGGAGAGUACUUUCCAGGCGUGGAGCAAGCAGAAGAAGCAGUACAUUGCAGAACAGCAGAAGAAAAAAAUGGAAGAAGACAGAGAGAAACAGGAGGCCGAGAAAGCAAAGGAAGAACGCAAUGAAGAUGCAAAAAAGGCAGCCUUUGAGAGGUGGAAAGAAGACAAAGACAAGCAUAUUUUGAAAGAAUGUCUCAAAGAGAAAUCAGUUGAGCGAGAUAGGCAACGCAAGGAAAACGAGAAAAUGGACCAAAAGAAGGAGGACGCAGAGAAGUUAUACGACAUAUGGAAGAAGAAAAAAGACGAAGAAUUGAAAGCUAUGAAAAAGAAAUUAAAACAAGCAAAGAAAAGGGAUGUGGAGGAGAGGGCCAUUAAGGAAUGCAAAGAGAGGCAAGCCCAGGAUGAAUAUGAACACUGGAUGGACAAAAAGGAGUCGCAGCAAAAGCUGGAUCGGAGGCUGCGGAAGAGCCGUUCUCUUUAUCAAGAAGAAGUUCCACCCUGGAGUCCACCUAACCGUACAGUUCCUCAUGGAAAAUAAUGCGCUUACUCCAGAUGAGAAAGCCUGAUAUACUUCAAUAUUUACACCCUAUACAAAGCUUAAUAUCUAUUCAAGUUUCGUGUAGCUAGUGUGUAGAUAUCUUGUGUGUAUAUAAUUUCAUAUGGAAUGUGGUAAUCACAGUACUUAUCGACUACUUAUAAUUCCAUUGUACAAUCCUGUUGUGAAAAUGUGAUCACCUCAUGCUUACCGAUACAUUUUAAUGGAGUAAAUUAUCCCGUCACUUUGCCUUUCACUUGGUACUUAUCAUUUCAGUGCAGUUGAAACACAUCUUAAAAUUUAGUUAAACUAAAAAAAACUGCAUAAUGCAAUCGUCAUUUUGUUGUGUUAAAAAGUCAAUGAUUCAACGACACUCUUUGGAAGCUAGAAAAUCAUAACUUGUUGGCUUUAAAUGUAAAAAAAAUGGACCUCAUCGUAUGCUUAAUGUGGGAAAAAAAUAUUUGAGCUUAGUGGUAAUAAGACAUGGGAGAGAUAUUUAUGGGCGCUAAAGAAAUGUAAGUAGCAUCUCAAUGGGAUAAUUGACAUGACAAUUAUUUUACACGAAGUGCUAAAUGUAAGAAAGGCCAGCAAAA